UUUACCACUCCACCUGUGGAAGAGGGAGUCCAAGCCCCUCCCUGAGCACCAACUCAUGGUGUCUGUCUAGGGCCCUGCAUCAGAAAGCGAUGCCACUCACACUGACAAGCUUGAUCCCCUGUUACUGCCCAACUCUGGGCUCUGGGCAGCACCAAGAUCUCCUUCUUGCACUUAGGACAGCUCUCUUCCACCCUGCCACUCCUCUGCAUCAUUCUUCUUCCUUUGAUUGACAGUAAAAGAGCAGGCUGUUCCUCCCUGAAAGAAGGAAGGAAGAUUCAGGCAUCUUGGAUUCCCUUGGUAGCAGCAGAUAUAAACCCCAUACCUGCUGUGCGCUUACAGAGAAGGAAGACAGAAAACGUAGAGAGAAGGGAGGAGGAAAAGGCAUCCUGGGUUCCAGCCCAUGUGGAUUCUCCUGAGAUGAAGAAAAGAAAAGGCCCCCCUCCCUCCCUUCUCCUGCUGCUGCUUCUCUUCAGGUGUUUGGAAUUGGGAGUGAACUGUUUAGGAGAGAAGAGUGCAAAGGUUCCAGGAUCUGGAGAGCUGGGGGUGGGCGUGGUGGGAGGAACAAGCCAAAAUGUUUCCACUAAAGUCCCAGAGACAAGCCCUGGAGACUCAAAGACAAGACUAUGUCCCCUGUAUUGGCAGGCAGAUUCUCAACCACUGGACCACCAAAGUUCUGUCAUUUUUGGCCCAGGGACCACUGAGAAUCAUGUCACUGAGGGCCCAGGCAUGACAGAGGACUACAUCACUCCAGACCCAGUGACCAUGGAGGACUACACCACUCCAGACCCGGGGAUCACGGAGGACUACAUCACACCAGACCUGGGGACCACGGAGGACUACAUCACUCCAGAUCCGGGGACCAUGGAGGACUACACCACUCCAGACCCAGGGAUCACAGAAGACUACACCACACCAGAUCCAGACAUGACAGAGGACUACAUCACUCCAGACCCAGUGACCAUAGAGGACUACACUACACCAGACCCAGACAUCACAGAGGACUACACUAUACCAGAUCCAGAAACCAUGGAGGACUACACCACUCCAGACCCAGGGAUCACAGAGGACUACACCACUCCAGACCCGGGGAUCAUGGAGGACUACACUAUACCAGACCUGGGGAUCACGGAGGACUACACUACACCAGAUCCAGAAACCAUGGAGGACUACAGCACUCCAGACCCAGGGAUCACAGAAGACUACACCACACCAGAUCCAGACACGACAGUGGACUACAUCACUCCAGACCCAGGGACCAUGGAGGACUACACCACUCCAGACCCGGGGAUCACAGAGGACUACACCACUCCAGACCCAGGGAUCACAGAAGACUACACCACACCAGAUCCAGACUCGACAGUGGACUACAUCACUCCAGACCCAGGGACCAUGGAGGACUACACCACUCCAGACCCGGGGAUCACAGAGGACUACACCACUCCAGACCCAGGGAUCACAGAAGACUACACCACACCAGAUCCAGACACGACAGUGGACUACAUCACUCCAGACCCAGGGACCAUGGAGGACUACACCACUUCAGACCCGGAGAUCACAGAGGACUACACUACACCAGAUCCAGAAACCAUGGAGGACUACACCACUCCAGACCCAGGGAUCACGGAGCACUACAUCACACCAGACCUGGGGACCACAGAGGACUGCACCACUCCAGACCCGGGGAUCACGGAAGACUACACUACACCAGAUCCAGACACGACAGUGGACUACAUCACUCCAGACCCAGGGACCAUGGAGGACUACACCACUUCAGACCCGGAGAUCACAGAGGACUACACCACUCCAGACCCGGAGAUCACAGAGGACUACACCACUCCAGACCCGGAGAUCACAGAGGACUACACCACUCCAGACCUGGAGAUCACAGAGGACUACACCGCUCCAGACCCGGGGAUCACAGAGGACUACACCACACCAGACCUGGGGAUCAUGGAGGACUACACUAUACCAGACCUGGGGAUCACGGAGGACUACACUACACCAGAUCCAGAAACCAUGGAGGACUACACCACUCCAGACCCAGGGAUCACAGAGGACUACAGCACUCCAGACCCGGGGAUCACAGAGGACUACACCACACCAGACCCGGGGAUCAUGGAGGACUACACUAUACCAAAUCCAGAAACCAUGGAGGACUACACCACUCCAGACCCGGGGAUCACAGAGGACUACACCACACCAGACCCGGGGAUCAUGGAGGACUACACUAUACCAAAUCCAGAAACCAUGGAGGACUACACCACUCCAGACCUGUGGAUCACGGAGAACUAUGUCACUCCAGACCCUGGGACCACAGAGAAAUACACCACAGCAGACCCAAGAAUCACAGAAAACUACACCACUCCAGACCUAGGGACCAUGGACAACUACACCACACCAGACCCAGGGCCCACAGAUGACUACACCACUAAACAUCCAGACACUCAACUGGAGGAAACAGACUCAGUAACAGCAGCGAAACCCCCUGGGCCCCUGACGCCCAGCAAAAUCAUCCUCAUUUCCCUGGCUGCUACCGCUGUCACUGUUGCGCUCUUCGCUGGAUUUGGCUUCCUAGUGGUGAGUAUUUGGCCCUGAAAUGUGAAGGACAUUAUGGGAAUGACAGCAUCUGAGGAGGAUGAGGUGGGCAA
Molecule: messenger RNA, 2648 nt
Organism: Bubalus bubalis (water buffalo)
Lineage: Eukaryota; Metazoa; Chordata; Mammalia; Artiodactyla; Bovidae
Product: soluble scavenger receptor cysteine-rich domain-containing protein SSC5D-like
Source: RefSeq, a predicted model, not a curated record